This is a messenger RNA of Venturia canescens, 7310 nucleotides long. It is a transcript of the gene Eip74EF, whose product is annotated as Ecdysone-induced protein E74. Gene Ontology annotation, biological process: regulation of transcription by RNA polymerase II; cell differentiation. Lineage: Eukaryota; Metazoa; Arthropoda; Insecta; Hymenoptera; Ichneumonidae. Gene Ontology annotation, cellular component: nucleus. The transcript is spliced from 8 exons. The coding region runs from base 1592 to 3337 and encodes 581 amino acids. Gene Ontology annotation, molecular function: DNA-binding transcription factor activity, RNA polymerase II-specific; sequence-specific DNA binding. The record is from RefSeq and is a predicted model, not a curated record.
CGCGCUACUCAAGAGAGAAGUUCUAGCCUAGGCAAACUUCGAGUCCCGCGUUGAGAGCACGCUCAGUGCUAGUUCGGGCGCGCGCGGGGGACAACGAGACGCGGCUAGUAUCAACGCUCCUCAUCCCUCUUCCGAACCUACAAAACUCUGUUGUUUCCACCCGUCAAGGGUCCGUUUGCUCCGUUUUUUGUGAAUUUUUAUCACCAGUUUUCGUACAAUCGAAACGAAAACGCGGGCAAACUUGAUAACCGCGGUGGAAAAUCGACUGGGAAAAGUGGAUUUUCCUUCGAAAUUCCCGCCAGUUGUGUCACGCCUCGAAUACCCUCGUUCAGUGAAUUUUUUCCAAGUGCUCGUGAUCACUGUGAAAAAUAUUGGAAUCAAUCGAAAGAACGAAUGAAAUUGCGCUCGACGUGGACUCCCGGAGGUCGGCGCUGCCGGGGGAUGCUUCAGGAGACUCGCUCAAUCACGGAUUCGCGAAAGUGCAGUUUUUACGCGAUUACGAUGAAACUUGCGGCGAUGCGCGUACUCGAGAAUCUCGAGCGAGAGAAAAAAAAUUGAUGAAUUGACGAUAAAGUGCAAACUCGGUGUUUGGAUUCACGUUUUUAUAUAUACACACAUACACACAUAUUUGUAGUGUUUUGUUUGCUCGUGCUUUUGUGCGCGUGUGUAUCCGUCCGUGUGCGCGAAUACAUGGAGGAGGUUUGGUGCAUCGUUGUGUUGGGAGUUGGCGCACGUGUGACGUAAGCAUUGUAAUCCCAACGCGAGGCAAAACGUUCGGGGCUUUCGCAACACUUCGAGAAGAACACGAUCAACGUUUCUUGACCAAAAGAAUAAAGAAAUAAGAGAGAAAAAAACAAAACGUUCACCUCGUCGUCUUUCUUCUUUGUUUCGUAUUCUCUUCAUUACUUAUUGCACUCGCUCUUUCUUUCUCUCAACAUAUUUUGAUUUUUCACAGCGCGCGCGUGUGUGUGUGUGUGUUUUGAAAAAAGUCUUUUGCUAAACAUUUGCGCUUGACCGAGGCCCCCCGAAGUUGGAGCUGAUUUCGAAAAUCGUGUUUGCUAAAACUCCCUUUAUUCUCCGAUUGUUUUCACAAAUACGAGAGAAGAGAGAGAGAGAGAGCGAAUGAGCAGUUGAAAUUUAUGUAUGUUUUAUAAACGAAAAAAUCUCGCAUACAAUCGCGAUCAACGUCACACGUUGAUACGGUGCAGCAAAAAAAUAAUAAUUACACGAAAAAAGUGCUAGUGUCGCUCCGACCGCGAACGUCGACAGGUGCAAAUACUUUUUUCCCCUUUCGAAUUGAAACGCGACUCAAAUAUCAUCCUCCAAGGUCGCCCAUCUCCCGGAUUAUCGAGAUCUAUAGAGGAGACUACUUUUCUCAAACUAUCUUUCUGCUCCAGCCUAACACCGAUUUGGAGGACUCGCGUUGAACAUCGAGAGCACAAAGGAAGCAAGGCGAAUCAGGAAAUAAAGUUGGCGAGGGGCCCCGCGGCGACAGGGGCGAGGGAGGGGUGCGAGAAAAGACGUCGGUGAUUUUGGAUGUUAGCAGGCGCGGGGGUGGCUAAAAAGGCCCCACCGCAGGGUACGGGUCCCAAUGCCGGUCCCCGUAUCGCAAACGCUCACGCUCACCUCCACCCUAGUACCCAAGGAGGAGUCAACAAUGCCCUUUAUAGACGACGAGCUGCUCUGGUGCCCUGACAAUGACGGAAAAAUGGUAGAUCUGACUCAGUGCCUUCAGGAAAGCACGACCGGUCAAUCGGUGGAGUUUUCCGCAAUGGAGCUGAGCGCGCUAGUCGGUGCUCCAGCUGCCUCGAACGUGCCUUCGGAGGACGGCGAGGGCGAAAUGUCCGGCGUGAAUGAGGAACCGUUCGACACCCUUGACACAUUUUUACGCGAAUUACAAGCCGAUCUCGCGGAGCCGAGUCAACCGACGUCGACGACAACUCCAACGGCGAUUACGUACAGGCGGCAGAGGUACAAUAUCGCCGCGGCGAAUCCACUGUUGGCAGAGAAGCUGGCAGCACCUGCGGCUCAAAUGUCACAUGCCUCCAUUCCGUAUCCCACGAGAACGGAGAUUAAAACGGAAAUCGUUCAUCCCGAGAGCAGCAAAGUCGACACGAGGGAAGUUCAACCAUCGCACAACGCCGAAAAUGCCGAUAAAGAAGCGCUCGCGGGUUUGGCAACGGUCAAAUCGGAGCCGGGCUCGGCCACCGGGACUCGACUCCUGCACGGAAUCCUCUCGCAGCAUCCCCAGCAACACGCUCUCGGGGUCGUACAGAACGGCUAUGGCCGACAGCACUUGAACAGUCAUCAACAGCUCGGUCAACCUCCGUACACGACUUCCGUCAUCGCGACCACGAGUACGCCAGGAAGCGGAUCGUUGCCAGCGAGCCCGGCGGACAGCGGCGUCAGUGACGUCGAAUCCAGCACGUCUUCGGGAGGCAACGAGGACGCGAAUCUCCUGCUCAAAGCGAGGCUAAAUCCAAAUUCCUCCAUACAACCGAAUUUGGCGUCUCAUCACUCGCAUCUCAGCUCAGUAGCGAUCGGCAGCAGAUCGGCGUGUCACAGUCCAGGAGUUUACCCCUCACCAGGUGGCUUUUUGCCGCCGUCUUAUCAUCCCCAUCAGCACCAUCCAUCGCAGUAUCAUCCUCACAGGGGAGGCUCGCCUCACCAUUCGGGCCACGGAGGACACAACAUGCCCCCGACGAUGGGGCCGCCGCACCAUCACCACCAUCACCAAGCCCAGAGCCUCCAGCAUCUGCACUAUCGUCAGCCACCGACGUUAUCAGAGAGUUACAACAGCUACGUGAAUUCGAUGUACGGCGGUGGGGGUGGCCAGUUCGCGACAGCGUGUACGCCGAGUCCACCUCGCGGAGGUCCGGGUGGAGUGCCGACGAGCGUGAUUCAAGCGGCGACGAGUUCGGUAUCGGACGAUUUGUAUCUUCUCGAGUUGGGUUUUCCGCCGCGACCGAAGAAGAACAAACUGAAGAAACCGCGCCAGGGAGAGGGCGCUGCGGUGAAGAGAAAAUCGCGAGAAGGCUCGACGACGUAUCUGUGGGAAUUUUUGCUCAAACUGUUGCAGGAUCGUGAAUAUUGUCCGCGUUAUAUUAAAUGGACGAAUCGGGAGAGAGGUGUAUUCAAAUUGGUGGACAGUAAAGCGGUCUCGAGACUUUGGGGCUUGCACAAAAACAAGCCGGACAUGAAUUACGAGACGAUGGGACGAGCUUUGAGAUAUUAUUAUCAGCGUGGUAUAUUGGCCAAAGUGGAUGGACAGAGAUUGGUUUAUCAGUUCGUUGAUGUGCCGAAGGACAUCGUCGAAAUCGAUUGUACGGGGGCGUGAGAUAGGGCCUGCCCUUCGACCAGGGAGCUCGGAAAUCACGCUACAAAGUCAACGAGUUUAAAUAAUAAUAGUAAUUACGAUUACGAUAAUAAUAAUGAUAAUUACUCAAAGGGGAACAAAAACAAAACUCUCUUAUAUUCAAUGUCGUCCUCGUCCCCGACUUUGCCCUUGAGACGAGAGAGGUCAUUGUCGACAAACUCUUCCUACAACAAUCAACAGCAGCAGCAGCAGCCGCAGCAACAUGAUUAUGAACAGCAAAGAUUGCCGACGUGGCACAUCCCUCAAACGAUUCAUCGCCCUCUCUGACUCCGUUGUUCCUUGUAAUGUAUAAAUCUUGAUAUAUUUUCAAAAGCAAAGAAAACGAAUACGAAUACGAAAAUACGGAUCGAAAUACCAUUUCCGUUUUGUCAAUCAAACGCAGGGAAAAAAAAGCUCUCGAUGCUUUUUAUACAUAAUUAUUGGUCGUCGUUGUCUGUAAUAAUAUGUGCGCGAGAUCGAUUCUCGUCAAUUUCGACCUUUGAUUUGUACAUUGCUCUUGUUGUUUUCUUUACUUUUUUCUUUUUAAAUUUAUUUUAAUCUUCUAAGCAAGCGACAAACUUUCAAGAUAGCAGUGGCAAAAAUUGUUGUUCCGAUAACAAUGAAUCAUUAAUGAAACCAAACGAAAGUCAUUCCCGAAGAAGCUAUGGACAAAUUACUUAAACGAUUAGUGAACGAUAGAGACGAUUUAGUUCUCAUACUCUCUCCCCUCUAUCUCUCUAACUCUUUCAAAAGAGAAAAAAAAACGAAUAUGUAGACGAUAAAAAUUGUAAAUUCGGAAAUCUAUAUAAAUUAUUUAUUGUACAUUUGACGAUUAAUGUGAGAUUAGAAGAAAAAGAUGUGGGAGCGAAGGAGAAACAAAAUUGUUGAUGAAAGUGUUGGAAGCGAGAGAGAGUUUAGCAAAAGAAAGAAAAAAAGAAACAAACGAAUCGAAAUGUGGGCUGUGAAUAGGAGUUUGGAGGUUUAAACAAAGCGCUUAAGGAAUUAAAUGAGAGAAAAGAAACGAAAAAACGUAAAAAAAAUUACGAAAACGGAGAACGAAAAGUGAUAUUAAUGUUGGCUCUGAUACAGGGGGGACAAAAGGAGACGAAAAAAUUCUCAAGAAUCGGGACUCGGAGAGGGCUUGUAAUAUUAUUCUUUCGAAAUACAAACGAGUGUCAAAAUACCGUUUUUCACUAUCGUUUGUGUUCUUUUUUCUAAUUAAAAUCGAGCUGAAAAUAUUGUAUUUUCAACGAUCAUGUUAAGGUGCUGGCUAUUACACACGAGGUCCAAGAAUGUUAUUUAGCGAAGAGACAAAAAAUAUAAUUUAACAACAAAACAACAUGUCGAUGAGAAAGAGAGAGAGAAAAAAUACGAAAAAUAUGAAAAAAAUUUUAAAUAAGAAUACUUAGAUUUACGAUGGUUCAUAGAUAUUAUUCAGACAGACAUUAUCUAUAUAUCUCUGUAUAUAUUAUAUAAAAUAUAACUUUAGCAUAUGCAUAUAUUAUUAUAUUAUUAUUAUUAAUAAUAUUAUUGAAUAUUAUAUAUAUAUAUAUUAUAUAAAUAUAUAUUGUAUGUUAUGUAGUAAAUGGCGCGUGUUAAUGUGUCUCUGUGAGAUUUUGCGUCACGUCGGUGCUACUUGAGCACGAAAAAAGGAUGGAAACUAUUUGUCUGAUUCCCUGCGACUUCUUCGAUGUGAAAAUAAAAAGAAAACAUGAAAAAAAAAAAAACAAGCAGAUAAUGGAAAUUUUUUUAUACGACUAUAAUAAGAGUGUGUAACGGAUUAACUACGAGGGUACAGUUUGUACAAUCCCGUUGAACGCGAUCUAACUGCUCACACACAGACUGUGUUUGAUAUGUCGUCCGUAAACUCUGAUCGUGCUUCGUGAAAACAAAAAAAAAAAAAAAAUAAACAAAGCGAACAAACGAAGAAUUCAAACAGAUAUUUAUAUGAAUUUGUAUGUUUAUAUAUAUUCAAAACGCACACUUUGUUAAGCUUCCCAAUACGAACAAAAAAAUACAGACAGACACAUACACACACAUACACACACACAAGCAGAAAGUUGAAGAUGUCGCGAGGGUGGAAAAAAAAAUUGGACCAUCUUCGAUCGUCGAACGAGAGCCCGGGGUCGUGUAAUAAUAAUCGAUACCUUAGAAUAAUAUUUUAUUUAUUUACGCCCUGGGAGGCCGACGUGAGAGUGAAAACAACAACAACAAAAAAAAAACAAAAAAGAAAUCAUAAAGAUAAGACAAAAGUAAAUAAAGUAAAGGAAAAUUAAUGGUUAAACGAGAGCAGGGAGUAUAGAGGAGAAAAAAUGUGUCCCAUAGGAUGUAAUUUUGUAUAUAGAUAUGCGCUUAAAGAAGAAACGAAAAGAAAGAAAACAAAAAAGAAAUACUUAUGUCGAAAAAGCAUUGUUCGAAUGGAAUAAAUGAGAGAGAGAGAGAGAGAGAGAUAAAAUGAGAAGAAAGAGCAAGGAAAGUGGGCGAGAACACACAUGAUACCUUUUUUUCGUACGUAAGCGAGUGAGAUAAUUGAAAAAUCAUAACGAUACACAAAAUACACACAUCGACACUGCAUAUAAAUUAGUUACUUUUUAGGAAUUAAGGCUCUCUGACACUCAUGGUCCUUUCAAGACAACAGCCUUUCAAUAGUUUUCAUUGUUUUAUUUCCCUUCAUUUCACAAGUUCAAUCGUAAUAUACACAGUAGAUAAAGUGAAAGAAAAAAAGUAAUGGAGAAAAAAUGUGGAGGAAAUAAUGAAAAUACAUGAAAUAUUAUAAAUACAGUGGAUCCAGUGCUGCCAAUUAAUGCCUGAAACUGUCCCUUGCAUUUGCCACACGUACACACAGGAUACACGAAGAAGAAGAAGAAGAAAAACGAAAAACAUAAUAUACGAAAAUGUUUACCGAAAUAAAAAUGAAACAAAGCUGUUGAUGUUGAUACGAGAAAUUUAAAUGAAUAUUAAUAAAUAAAGAAAUAAUGAAGGAAACAAAAAUCAUUUAAUGUUCAUAAUAAUGUUACGGGACGCCAGACAUUACCGAUGAUACAAAACAAAUUGCCUUUACGUAUUAAACAAACGUUGCCUUCUUAACGAGAGAAAAAAACAAACAAUACAAACGAACGAAGAGAAACCAAGAAACAAAAGAUUGUUGCUGAAAAAAAAAUCUGAAUUUCCACGAUUUUUAUCGUUAAGUACUGUCCCACGUACACACUCUGUUCCAGUACUUAAAAAAAAAAAAAAAAAAAAUCAUAAUAAGUGAAAUAUAUAAAGAAAUACAGAAUAAUGAAUGGUUCAAAUGUCGCCCAAAAUCCUGUCGUUUCGAAAAAUAGAUUUUUUAAAGUCGUGUUUUUUGGUACGUUUGAAAGAAAAAUUUGAGAAUACACUCGAAAAUCGUAUGUUUACGUCGCAUCUGUGAAUAAUGUUAUAUAUAAAAUAGCUACGAUACUGAAGAAAAAAAAAAAAAAAAAUUAAUGAGAUACAAAAAUAUAACGUAAAAACAGUACAAUCGACGAAAAAACAAGUACCUAUACGAAAACGAAAAAAAUACCACUUCUAAACACACGAGACAUGAAAAUAUUAUAACGAAAAAAAUGAAACUCACUCACACACAUCAUUGAAUAUCAAUGGGAAAAAAAUGAAAAGAAUUAAUGAUAAAGAAACGAUGAAUGGAUAUUACAACAGUAAACAUAUACCUAUUUUUAGGUCAUUUAAAAUUUACAUAUACAUAACAUUUGAUUACACAGUACGAGAUAUUUUAAAUCGUAAGACUUUAACUGUAAUAGAGUUAAUGAAUAAUAAAAACAUAAAAUGAAAAAAAUACAAUUCGUAUGAUGAUUUUACUUGUAUAAAAAAAAUAUAUAUAUAUGAGAUACGAUGGAUUGACGUAAGGAACUCUAAUGUAACGUUCUGUGAUUCGUUGUUUGUAGGUGAAAUUUAAUAAAAAGAAUACUGUAUCAUA